Molecule: messenger RNA, 1310 nt
Organism: Achroia grisella
Lineage: Eukaryota; Metazoa; Arthropoda; Insecta; Lepidoptera; Pyralidae
Gene: Lis-1
Product: proteasomal ATPase-associated factor 1
Exons: 6
Coding region: 34-1218 (394 amino acids)
Molecular function (GO): protein binding
Source: RefSeq, a predicted model, not a curated record
UUAAAUAGACAAAAUAUAUAUAAAUACAUUACAAUGGAUUUAAUGCCUGUAGUUACUAUACAAUGUGAUUGGAACGAUGUAAUUCGGCUGCCUAAAGGGGAGGCAUGGAUAUCAUCCAAAAUAUUGAACCAAAAUAGUGUUCAUGAUAAAUUGUCUACUUCUGUGAACAAUCCUGAUAGAAAAAUAAAAAUAAGUUUCUCUGACAAUUAUCAGUAUAUAUCACAUAGCAAUUUAAGUUUAGUUGUGAAACAUAUACCUUCUGGACUGAGGGUGGCAUUUGUAGCACCCACAAAGGGGCACAAAGUACAUGACAAAGCUGUGUUGUCUGUGGCAGUGGCUGAAAAUUCCAAUGUCGUAUCAGCUUGUGAAGGUGAUAAACUGUUGGUGUGGGAUAGCAGGACUAGUGAAGUUUUCCUUGAUCUAAAAGGCCAUGGUGGACCAGUAUAUAAGUGUAAGUUCUUCUCAUCUGGCAUUGUUGUGUUAUCUGCGGGCGCUGAUGGAUCCAGCAGGAUCUGGUCGGCUGAGUCAGGCAUAAAUCCAGUGACUUUGAAGGGCCAUAAAAUGGCUGUUACAGAUAUCAGUAUUAUCGAAAAGGGGAGAAAUGUCAUUUCAGUUAGCAAAGAUGGUUCAGCAAAGUUAUGGGAUGUUGGUGAAUCAAGUUGUUUAGACGAUAUAAUAGAAGGCCAUGGUCAAAUUAACUGCUGCUACUUAGGAACAACUGCAGAUGAAGUUGCAGUGGAAAAUGAAAGAGAGGUGGGCACUGGAAAUAAAUUGCUGGUUGCUGGCUGUGAGAGUGGACUUGUUGUUUGUGCACAUGUUGCCAAAAGGGAGGAGCUGUAUUGCAAGCAAUUGGAAUCAGCGUGCAAUACUUGUAUAGUUAUUGAUAAGAGUAUCAUUAUAGGCUGCAGUAAUGGAAAGAUCAUACACCUAAAUCUAAAAGAUGGCGCAUUAAUUUAUGAGUGGUAUGAAUCUGCAAAUCCAGUUCUUAGCCUACUGACGCUAUCUAACCAAUUAUUUGUAGUUGGUAGACAAGAUGGCACCUGUACAGUUCUGUCAAUACAGCGAGAAUUGCAUAAUGGUAUAAGAGUGCAACUCACAGGCUCAGAUUAUGAUGGCAUUCGAGAUUUAGCAUUCAAUGGUAAAUGGAUUUUAGCGGCGUGUAGAGACUGUACUAUACGGAAAUAUGAUUUUAAUCAAGUUUCUGUACAUUUUAAAUGAUAUAUAUUAUAUGUUAAUUCAUAAGUGUAUAAAUAUGUUAUAUAUUGUAUAAUAGUUUUGUAUUUUAAAAAAUAAUAGUUCAUAUAUAAUUU